Cylicocyclus nassatus is the source of this 1367-nucleotide messenger RNA. The record is from the annotation of a GenBank genome assembly. Lineage: Eukaryota; Metazoa; Nematoda; Chromadorea; Rhabditida; Strongylidae.
UUUCAGAAUUAAACCCCCCAUAUUAAUGCUAGGAGACCGUGUUCUGCUUAGCAAUCGCACUCGGCCCAUAUCGAUUGGCUGCAGUUCAUCAGCGCAUCCCUCAGAAGGCUUAUGUUCUCCACGAGACCUUCCACAUACUCCGCCUGGUGUUGUCACUAAGUUGGAUGCAUAUCAACGUCAUAAAUCGACGUGGACAAUGACGGGUGAACGAUUAGUUUGUCUAUGUUGCACGAAGAAGAAUCAGUGUUUCUGCAAGAAAUGUACUCUAGAAAAAUUGAAGUUCUACUCACGUAAAGAAAAUAUAUCGAUGCGAACAAAUAGAAAACUCGAAUUGGAGAAAGAAGUCGAGGCGCUUCUGGGAGAAAUUUCUAGCCUGAGUGCCAAAAUCAAUACAACCACUGCCAAUAUCACUCUACUAAGAAAAUGGGUAGAAGAUAAGAAGCAAAUAAACAAGAUGAAAUCAGAACAACUAGGUGUUGUCAAACAGCUCAUAGUCAGCACGAGUAAGCAUGCAAAUAAAGUUUUGUCCUAUUAUGAUAAGCACGACGCAAAUGAAGCUCAUAUGCAUAAACGUAGAGCCUAUAAAGAAGGCAAAGUUGACGAGAUGAGUCGGAACCUAUCGCUCGUCCGAAAAGCUUUGUGUGGGUCUUUGUAUACUAUUUUCCCGGUGUCUGAAGUUAUUGCGCAAACUGUUCAUUCUGAUAACGGGUCUAAACGCAGCGCAGUCAAUUCAAAAGGAAAAUGGAUGGUUGUGAGCGGUCAUCAAAUUGAGGAAGGACCUAUGAUCAAGGUACGCGAUACCUAUCUGUCGGAUGCGUCACGAGAACGACUAGGAUUAGCGCUAUCGGAUUCCGUACUCAAUCUUUCACUUGAUCUACGAUCGCCUUUUGCAGCUUUACUACAUUCCAUUCAACUUGUCAAUAAUCUCGCAUCAAUUUUCGAUUAUCGGUUACCGUACACAAUAUCUCACCAUGAAAUCUCAUUACGGGAACGUUGGAGUCGAGAGCUUUUAGAUAACGAUUGGUUCAAAUUCUGCCAAUCUGUACUAGCUUUUGGUCUUUAUCUUGGCAUGCCUCCAGAAAGUCUUCAUUUCAACUGCCCGCAUUCUAACAUAAUCGAACAAGCCCGGUUUAUCAUGGAGGGUGUGACCAUACCCAAGCCUCAACCCAUCAUAAUAGCACCCAACCAUCGAUUUGAAAUCAACGAAACGUCACCACGGGUAAAUGUCAACGAUCACGAACUGAUUUCUGAUUGGGAUACCUGUGAAGAUCUUGACAUAAUACAUGCAAAGGGUCAACUAUUGUGAUUACUGUACAUAGCAUAAAUUUCCAAAUGCGAUUUUCUAUCACUUGAUCUUGCCAAAAAAA